Messenger RNA from Amborella trichopoda, 1324 nucleotides. RefSeq names its product zinc metalloproteinase aureolysin. The record is from RefSeq and is a predicted model, not a curated record. Lineage: Eukaryota; Viridiplantae; Streptophyta; Magnoliopsida; Amborellales; Amborellaceae.
UUUGUCAAAUGAACGGUGAUGGAGACAGCAGCAUCGAGCACUAUUGUGUUCUAGGGUUGCCACUUUCUACCCAUCCAUCACUAUCCGAGCAUUGAUUGGACGUGACAUCCCUCAUGACUAUUUUAUUGCUAUAAUCAUGAGAACGUUAUAUGUAUUGAGAUGGGGGUGCUUCUGCAUUUUGCAGAGAUUGAUUGGUCACACAAGUGAGAGAAUGAGGAGCAUUUUGGGAGGAAUAAUCUUUAAAACUGCUGCCUCUCUCAGAAAUACAGAUGUUGAGUGUGUUAGCUUUGUGUUCAGGCAGCUAGAGCAGGAUAUGGAAACCGUAAUAAAGGUAUUGCAGCCAGGUCCUUUGGGAAUUGUGAAGCACAAGUUUUCAGAUGCAGAGAUUCAUGGAGCUAAGGUCACGAUUCAGAAGGCCCUUGAGAAUUGGCAGAGAAAUUCCCAUCAAGAAAGAAUAUCGCAAGCCGACCUCAAAUAGUUGGGAUAGGCCUCGGAUGAUGAUGAUAAUGAUGAUGAUGAUAGAAUAUCUCAAGCCUCAAUGGGCAUGUGAAUACAUAUGCAUCUCUAUCUCUUUUUGUUAAUGUUAGAUUUCGGAUGACAAAUAUACCCCAUUUCGUAAAUAGUUAACAUUUAAAGUUGGAGAGGACAAAACAUUAUGAUUCUAAGCUUAGAGAAAGAUUGGCACACUUGAAAUAAAGCCUGCAUGGCUAGCUCUCAUUUUUUAGUAACUGCAAUUUGGUUGACAGUUACUGUCACAAGAGAGUACCAUUCACAUCUUUGAAGCAACAUUCAUAUGGCCGCCUGAGAUAAGGUGGGCAGCUAUGUUCUUGACAUCUAUAGAAGCCUGAGAUGCUACCAUUUGCAUGUUUAGUGCCAUGAACAAUGUAAAAUUAUAUGUUUUGGAGAUGCCAGGGAGGUUUAUAUCUCCUGCUUUAAGAGGUUACCUUAUGCAAUAAGAGAUUCACUCGACUUCAGGUUGUCUUCAGUCCAAAAUUUGGGGUCAUGGAUUAGCAGCUGGUUGAAUUCCAUGAAGUAGAACCUCUAGUUCUGCUCUGUUUUUGGGGUUAUUCUCAUCCUGUUCAUAUGAAGACAAAUACUCCAUUUUUCCAAUCAAAGAGCUAUGAGAACAUUCCAAUGUUUCCUUUAAGAACUCUCCCUUGCGAUGAAGAUCCAUUAAAGAUUUGUUUGCCAUGAUCUCUGGUUCGAUUCAUUGUGUUUCAACUAUGGUUGGAGAACUGCUGAUGAAUGAUGGUAUUCCAAGGUUCCUAGCAUGCUCAAUAUGUUGUUGUUGAAGUGAUGGUAACUUGUUUCCAGGUUCCAAGUA